This is a messenger RNA of Achroia grisella, 4730 nucleotides long. RefSeq names its product zinc finger protein 423-like. Bases 1 to 4485 code for a protein of 1494 amino acids. NCBI's taxonomy places the organism in Eukaryota, Metazoa, Arthropoda, Insecta, Lepidoptera, Pyralidae. Gene Ontology annotation, molecular function: RNA polymerase II transcription regulatory region sequence-specific DNA binding; DNA-binding transcription factor activity, RNA polymerase II-specific. The record is from RefSeq and is a predicted model, not a curated record. Gene Ontology annotation, cellular component: nucleus. Gene Ontology annotation, biological process: regulation of transcription by RNA polymerase II. The transcript has 3 exons.
AUGAGUUCUGAGGUAGUUAUGUCAGAUGAUAUUGAUAUUGAGGAACAUGAUAUACUGGAUAAUCCAGUUAUUAAAAACAUGUUUCCUGAUCUGUCGGUACUCAAAAAAGAAAUUUUGGAUAAUGAUGAUGGAACUGGAUCAGAAACUACAAUAUUGGCUCAAGAACCAAAUGCUAGUAUUAAUUCAGAUGUUGGAGAAGCAGGAAUAUUAACAAGAAACCCAUCAAGUAAUAGUAAAGUUAAUACGAAACUUAAUUCUGAAGAUACUUCUAACUUUAAAUUAUUUAAUCAAGAACAUAAAAAUCAACUCAGUAACAUUUACUGUAAUAGACUAUCUAUAAUCCAGACUACUAGGAAACAAAACAAACUAGAAAGAAAUCUUAAAACUAGGCUACCUGCCAAAGGGCCCAAUGAACAUAUAAGUAGUACUCACUUAAAAAUAAAUCUGUUUAAAAAUAGUUCUCAUAAACAAUCACACAGUAAACAUAUACUUAAAAAUGUAAUUUGCCCAAAAGAAGGAAUGCCAAUAGAAAACUAUAUAUGUUCUAAAUCGUAUCCACAGGUACACCCUAAUAAAAUUAUUUUAGGAUCUAAAAUUAGUUUGAGCUGUAAACAAAAUAAUGUCUUAGAAAAAAAUGUUAUAUUAAAUAAUGUACAAGUGUCAUUAAUCGAUUGUGCACCUUUAUUAUUCAGUAGUGACAGAUAUUGUCCAGAUUGUCGUAUAUUAUUUAACACAUAUAUUGGACUAGAGUUCCAUAAAAAAAAUGCCCAUCACAAUUAUAUAGACACUCGGAACGAAAAUAAGAAAAUGGUAACUGAAAUCAUUAGAGACCAUAAGUGUUUAAUUUGUAAUAUUUCAUUUACUACUAAACAUACUUUGAACAAACACAAAAUAGAAAAGCAUAGUUUAAGAAAUAGUCUUACUUUAUCAAACAUUAAUUCUAGUACACUUUCAUCUGAUUCAAAUUACGGAUGUUUUCAUUGCAGCAAGCAUUUCCUUGACCAAAAGUCUCUUAUUGAACACCUUUAUAAUGUUCUUCAGAUGAAGUGUCCUAGUUCAUCUAACUCAUCUUUAUUGUUUAAUAAAGUAAAACAGAAAAAAAGAAAUAAUGACAUCAAAUUGUUAGAAAGACAUACACAUAACAUUGAAAAAGAGGAAUAUUCUAUAAUUAAUUUUAAGGACAAUUCAGGACAACACAAAUAUAUGUCUAAGUCAUUAAGUAGUGUUAAAAAGAAAGAUGCCGCGGCAAAAGUAAAUGUAAGUAGUACAAAAGGAAAACCGACAAAUCUGCUAGAUUUAGAACAUAAAGAAGUAACAAAGAAUAGUGGUAACAUUAAAGAACAGAAGACCCUAUCAACAGAUGUCUGUAAUUUAAAGAAACGUAAAAUUUCUUCUAUGAAGGAAAAAUGUGAUACAGUGAUUACUAGAAGUGUUAAACAAAAAACAACAUUGGCGCAUAAUAAUGCUGUUAUAUGUAAUAAAAAUAGUAUAAAAUUAUUCUAUGAAUGCAUGUAUUGCUCUUAUUAUUUUAAUAAAUUAAAGUAUUUCAAACUACAUUUAAAGAAUAAGCAUAAGGUUAAAAAUUUGCCGAAAAUACAAAAAGUAACAUAUAAACCAAAAUGUAAAUACUGCCUUAAAAUAUCUGACGAAAUGAUUGUGCAUAAUGUUCACCUGCAAAAACAUCACAAGGAUAAAAUACAAACAGUUAUCAAAGAUAGCAUUGACUUGGAAAUUGAUAAGAAAUCUCAGCAAAAUUCCGUGGAUACAUCUGAUUGUAAUAUACGAAAACCACACAAAAGUUCCAUGUUAGAACAAGUAAUUGAAGAAACGUCUACUAAAGAUAGUGAUUACUCAUCAAAAAUAAAACCACUGAUUUUAAAAUCUGUGUUGUAUAAGUGUAGCAAAUGUGAAGUACAUUUUUUAUCGUUACAAUUAGCAUUAAAUCAUUCAGAGCAUAUAGAAAUUUUAAUCAAUUGGAAAUGUGAUAUUUGUAUGAAAAUAUUAAAAAAAAAUGAUGAGGCUCUCCAUAUACAACAACACCUGCAUUCGGGUGCCUUUACUGUAUAUAAUACAGAUGAAUUAGAUAUUUCCCUAAUUUUAUAUAAAUGUUCCAAGUGCACUAUACAUUAUGAUGAAACAAAUUAUCGACGCCAUUAUUCGAAUUGCGAAUUAAUGACACCUAAUGGUAGUUAUUGUAUUGCUUGCGAUAUUUUAGUGGAUAAUAAUAUAAUUAAAUUUCAUGAAAUUGACCACAAUCAGAAAAAUAUUAAACUCACAAAUUUCACGAUUAUUGAAUGUGAUCUGUUAAAUGAAGAAAUUGAUAAUGUUUACAAUACAUAUGAAUCUAAUAAGAAGGUAAACAGUAAACCUUCGAAGAAUUCACGAAAGUAUAAAAUCAGACAUUUAACAGAUAAAAUGUUACUUGAGAAAUAUUUUUGCAGAACUUGUAAAUGCUUUGUUAAUAAUAUUGGAUCUUUGAGUAAAGUACAUAUUCAAUCGCGUUGUCAACAUCUCACAAAACACAUAUGUAUCUAUUGUGGACUUCUUUUAACUAGUUCAACUAUAGCUACACAUAGAGGAUUCCAUAAACGAAACCCAAAAAUAAGUUUGCAGGAUUUCAGUUUUUAUGAGUUUAAAUCUAGAAAAAAAAUUAAACCUCCAGUACCAGAAUACCCUAAAUGUGAAAUAUGUAAUAUAUAUUUUAUGUCUAAGGUAGCCAUAAAGAAUCAUCUGUGUAGUGAAAAUGCUUUUUCAAUGUGUAAGGUUUGCUUUAAAAAAUUAUCUAAACCAAUUUAUAAAUUGCAUAUGGCUUUUCAUAAUUAUUCUUUAAAUACUAAAUCUAAACUUUUAAGUCAUAAUACAAUCUCUACCAUAUUACCAAUUUCAGAAACGAUUGGUUCGGAUACAACUUCACAUUUUUCAGUAGAUUUAUAUCAACCUCCUAAGAUUGGCAGGUUGACUGUAUUCUAUCGUUGUAGGAAUUGUUCUACGACCCUUAUCACGUAUGAUGAGGUGAUAGAUCAUUGUCAUCUACAUUACAGUAAUCAAGAACACAAGAUCAAAGCAGUGACAUGCGAUGAUUGCAAAUUAGACUUUGAUAUAGGUUGCUACGAAAGGCAUAAAAUAUUGCACAUGCAAAGAAAUAUGUUAUAUAAGACCCCACUUGAAUUUGAUGCUUUUUAUUUCAAAUUUGAUAAUGAUAUUUGGACAAAACAUGUAUUCAGUCCACUUCCACAAAAUCAAAUAAAUGAAAUUCUUAAACAGUCUAUAUACCGGUUCGAGCAUAGGCUUAUAAUGAAUAUUGUUCAACAUGGUUCUUCAGAUAUAACAUUGUAUAAAUGUAAUAGUUGUUGUUGUAUUAUAGAACCAGAAUUAAUCUACAAACAUAUUGAGAUUGAUUGUUCAGAUGUACGAAGGUUUAUAUGUAUAUUUUGUGGGUUGAAUUUUCUUUCUCUUGUCUUUAAAAGAAAUCAUGAAAAAAUUCAUAACCGUCAAGAAAUGAACUCAAAGACCUUUAGAGUAGUAUUGUUUAAUCAAAAUGAACACAAAAGUUACAAUUCUACAUUUGCGGUUUCUCUGAACUAUUAUAUUUUGUAUCAGUGCAGGAUUUGCAAAAUCACAAUACAAAAAUUUCAAAGGAAUACUCAUAAAUGCAGUGAAAAUGCAACAAUAAAUUGUACUGAAUGUAAAUUAUUGUUUGAUAAAAAUGAAUACGAGUUACAUGUAUCUAAACAUAAAGAGUUUGAUAAUUUCAAUACCGAAAACAUUAAAGUUAUACUUUUCGGAACGUCAUCCACAAACAAUAUUAAAAACGCUGAUAAAAAAUUACUAUCCUUUUGUGGUACUGUUUACGAUUACACUUUUUAUAGAUGUACAAACUGUAAUAUUUGUGUGAGAAAUGUGAAGUCUACUUUUCUUCAUAUUUGUUCACCUAGUAAUUAUAAGAUUAAUUGCCCAAAAUGUGGAUUACACUUUCAUUGUAAUUCGUACAAGAUACAUCAUCAAUCUCAUAUUGUGGAUCCAGAUUUUGAAAUAGAAAAUAUUAAUAUUAUUUCAUUUGAUGCAAAAAAUUCUGUUUCAAUAAGCCAAAAAGACGGAAUGGGUAAUUCGGAUAUACAUUUAACAAUAACUGGGACUGAAGAGGCACGAGACACUACAAUAAAUAUUGAAAGCUCGAGUCAAACAUUGAGUAAAAUAAAGGAAAGUAGUAUUAUUGAAGCAAGAAAUAUUGAUGUAGAAAGUUCGUUAGUGACAAUUUUUAAAUGUACUGAUUGUGACCUUAAUUUUCUAGAUGAAGCUAGUAUCAAAAUACAUUUCACUCAUUGUGGACCUAAAAUCAAACUACCAAAACAAACUUGUACGAAAUGUGAUUUACUGUUCACUCCAAAUACACUUUUUACUCAUUUGUUAAUUCAUCAUGGACAUAAAAAUGAAUUUAAAUAUGAAAUAGUAGAACUAACUAAAACGCUGAAAUGUUCAAAAUAAUUUUUUUUUUGUUUAAUUGACGGCUUUACUAGGUAAAAAUAGGUAUCAGAUUAAAAUGGUCAGUGAAGUUAUUGUUAACUGCACUAAUGUGUGUUAGCUACUUGCGCUUAUGUAUGAUAAAUAAACAUAUCGAGAGAACUUAUAUGUACGUUAUGGAUAAAAAUUCAGUUGCGAAACCUACAACUCGUUUAGCAAUUGUAAAUGAUUUAUAUAUAAUCGCAAAACUUAUAACAUAUUUUAAUGUA